AUGUUCCGCUUUAUCGUGACAACCUUCCUUGCCCUACUUGCCUUGACGGCAUCGGCAUCGGCUAUCCCUGCCCUCCCCGGCGCCAAUCCCGGAGAUCCCAUAUCAACCUUCAGAACAAAGGCCUACCCAGACGGGCCCGAUCUCAUCCUCAACGGCACCGCUGCCGGGGUCUACGCCCAGCUGAAGGAAAUCAACCCCAACUUCGACGAAGACUUCAAAGGCGUCCCAACGGUGAUGGAUGUAAUUUCCACCACCAGUGACCACUUCGACCCGGUCUCGGAGCUUGAAACCCAUACCCUUUCCAAGCGCCACUCGCUCAGCUGCGUGUCGAACGAUGACGCUAACGACGCCUCGGUUGACCGUAUCAAAGAGGGGAUUUCGCAUCUCCGUGGAGUUGACGGGAAACCUACGCUUGCUGCAGGGAAGUGUGAGCGUGUUAGUUGUUCAUGGGGGGAUGCGAUCCUUUGGUGUAAUGAUGCUACCAAGACCCGGUCACUCCCAUCAUACAACAACAUCGCCGACGGCGCGCAGACCAUCAUGGAUGGCUGCUACAAACGCGGAGAAUCCACUAGGGGGUUCGGUGGCUCACUCGACCACCCAGACAAAUGGAGGGUUAUCGUCGAUGGCUACAAAUAUAGAAUUAACCAGGACUGGCAAAUGAGAUAUAAUUGUUAG
Molecule: messenger RNA, 675 nt
Organism: Aspergillus puulaauensis
Lineage: Eukaryota; Fungi; Ascomycota; Eurotiomycetes; Eurotiales; Aspergillaceae
Exons: 3
Coding region: 1-675 (224 amino acids)
Source: RefSeq, a predicted model, not a curated record